This is a messenger RNA of Rhododendron vialii, 934 nucleotides long. RefSeq lists its product as uncharacterized. The record is from RefSeq and is a predicted model, not a curated record. Bases 275 to 760 code for a protein of 161 amino acids. Lineage: Eukaryota; Viridiplantae; Streptophyta; Magnoliopsida; Ericales; Ericaceae. The transcript is spliced from 5 exons.
ACGCGUCAGGUCAGACUUUCUCUCUCUCUCUCUCUCUCUCUCUCUCUCUCCUCCAAUUCCAAAUCUCCCCCCGGAUAUUUUCGCCAAGGAACUCAUCAAAGUUGAUUUAACCUUAAAAAACCGCAUUAAAAACCCCUCCCCCAGUUCCUUCAUUCUCUCUCGGAAAAAAUCAACACACCUACUACGCCUAUGGUAGAUUUAUAGCGGUAGUUACAUCUUCGUCCUCCUUGAAUAAAAAUCUUUCUAUUUUUCCCUAGAGAAAGCGCGGCCAGCCAUGGAUCGAGAGGGAGGAACCAACGGAUCCAGCUACUACUCCGUCCUCGGUAUCCGUCAGGACGCCUCCUUCUCCGACAUUCGCUCUGCGUAUCGCAAGCUCGCUCUGAAAUGGCACCCGGACAGGUGGACGAAGAAUCCGGCGGUGGCCGGAGAAGCCAACCACCGGUUCCAGAAGAUUCAAGAGGCCUACUCAGUGUUAUCUGACGAAAGCAAGAGAUCAAUGUACGACGCUGGGGUCCUCGAUCUAUUCGACGAAGACGAAGGAAUGGGUGAUUUCAUGCACGAUCUGAUGAAGAUGAUGGACAGUAACAAAGUCUCGGCCGAGCAGGAGAGUUUGGAGGAUCUGCAGAGGAGUUUCAUGGAGGCGUUCGGUGCAGAUCUUGCCAGCUACUACGGGAGUGAAGAUCCGACGGCCAAGAAGAGGACACGUGACAGUUCAUCUAGUACCAAGUCAACGAAGCGCUCUACUAGCUCCCGCUGUUAAUGGAUUGCGGAGUAGGGGAUUGCAUCUCCGCACCUCUUGUCUUAAAUUAAAUUAAAUUAAAUCUAAUCCCUCUCUUGUGUACAAUUUUGUGUAACGGGGUAGUUUAGGCAAGAUACGUAUCUGCCCUUUUCACAUUUCUCUAGUUUAACGUGGUGGUUGGUUUGGUGGCUAAAA